This is a messenger RNA of Anisakis simplex (herring worm), 237 nucleotides long. The record is from the annotation of a GenBank genome assembly. Lineage: Eukaryota; Metazoa; Nematoda; Chromadorea; Rhabditida; Anisakidae.
AUGGCACAGAGGGUCAAAAGUUCGGUUUCGGGCAGGGGCAGGUGGAGGGAGGGUAAGAGUGCUGCAGAAUUGGACGCCCUCGAGAAACAAGUGGAAAAGAAGUUGGCAAGUGGUCAAGAGGGUUUGGAUGUCGAGUACUGGGAGAGUCUUCUGGCACAUCUACACGUGCACAUGGCAAAAGCUAGAAUCAGAGAGUUCCAUCACGGACAAAUAGAACUGAAAUUGAAGAGAAUCAGA